Molecule: messenger RNA, 503 nt
Organism: Apodemus sylvaticus (European woodmouse)
Lineage: Eukaryota; Metazoa; Chordata; Mammalia; Rodentia; Muridae
Product: thioredoxin, mitochondrial-like
Exons: 1
Coding region: 1-501 (166 amino acids)
Biological process (GO): cell redox homeostasis
Cellular component (GO): mitochondrion
Molecular function (GO): protein-disulfide reductase activity
Source: RefSeq, a predicted model, not a curated record
AUGGCUCAGCGACUUCUCCUGAGGAGGUUCUUGACCUCAGUCAUCUCCAGGAAGCCUCCUCAGGGUAUGUGGACUUCCCUUACCUCUAGGGCCCUGCAGACUCCUCCGUACAAUGCUGGUGGUCUAAUAGAAAUGCCCGGCCCAGCUCGGACAAUACACACCACCAGAUUCUGUUCAACAACUUUUAAUGUCCAGGAUGGACCUGACUUUCAAGACAGAGUCGUCAACAGUGAGACACCAGUUGUUGUCGAUUUUUUCGCACAAUGGUGUGGCCCCUGCAAGAUCCUAGGACCACGGUUAGAGAAGAUGAUAGCAAAACAACAAGGAAAGGUGGUGAUGGCUAAGGUGGACAUUGAUGAUCACACAGACCUUGCCAUUGAAUACAAGGUGUCAGCUGUGCCUACCGUGCUGGCCAUCAAGAACGGGGACGUGGUAGACAAGUUUGUGGGGAUCAAGGACGAGGACCAGCUAGAAGCCUUCCUGAAGAAGCUGAUUGGCUGACA